UGUCACUCGAAGUGAGCUUGCAUUUGUUGGAUUUACUUUUCCGUAAAGAAAUUCAGUAUUUCUUAGUUUUGGAGUGAUCUAUAAACAGAAUCCAUUUAUAUUUUAUUUAAGAAACAUAAGUAAGACAGACAGAUUAGCUCAACAUGACUACAAAUGGUGAUGUUGGAACCCUGGACGCCAGUGGUAAAAUAAUAAAAAUGGAAGUGGACUACAGUGCCACUUGUGAUGAAAAAAUUCCGCAGUGGAAGUCAUUGGCCGCUAGUGGCAAGGUUCAAGAAGCUAUAGACCAGCUACUGGCACUAGAAAAACAAACACGAACAGGUGCGGACAUGACAUCUACUGCAAGGAUUUUGGUGGCUAUAGUGCAGAUUUGUUAUGAAGCUAAAAACUGGACAGCCCUCAAUGAUCACAUUGUACUUCUGUCCAAAAGAAGGUCACAGUUAAAACAGGCUGUGGUGAAAAUGGUGCAAGAAUGCUAUAACUACGUAAACAAGACACCGGACAAAGAAACAAAAAUUAAGCUAAUUGAGACCCUAAGAACAAUUACAGAGGGUAAAAUCUAUGUUGAAGUAGAACGGGCGCGGCUUACACAUAUCCUUGCUAAAAUGCGGGAAGAGGAAGGUGAUGUCACAGAGGCAGCAAAGAUCAUUCAAGAGCUACAAGUGGAGACAUAUGGUUCUAUGGAUAAAAGAGAGAAAGUAGAACUUAUUUUAGAACAAAUGAGACUUUGUUUGGCUAUUAAGGACUAUAUUCGCACCCAGAUUAUAUCAAAGAAGAUUAGUACAAAAUUCUUUGAAGAAGACGAUACUAGAGAGCUAAAAGAAAAGUUCUACAGAAUAAUGAUAUCGGUGGAUCAGCACAAUGCGGCGUAUUUGUCCGUGUGCCGUCACUUCAGAGCCCUCGGACAGCUGGGUGGAUCAGAUGCUCUCAUCGGCAGUGUAGUCUUUCUGAUCCUGGCUCCGUAUAAUAACGAGCAGGCUGAUAUGACACAUAGGGUUAAUGAAGAUAAGGAUCUGGAUAAAUUGCCUGAAUAUAAGCAAUUAUUAGGUCUAUUCAUCAAUCCGGAAAUCAUAAGAUGGAGUACCUUAUGUUCAACGUACGAGAAGAUGCUAAAACUGACGCCAUUCUUUGAGUCUACUGAAGAGAAGGGGAAAGAACGCUGGAACGAUCUUAAGAAUAGAGUGGUUGAACACAAUAUCCGCAUAAUGUCGAUGUACUACACACGCAUCACUUUGCAACGAAUGAGCGAGUUGCUCGGUCUGAGUGUGACCGAGACCGAGGAGGCGUUGAGCCAGCUCGUCGUCAGCGCAGUGGUGCGCGCUAAGAUCGACCGCCCCGCCGGAGUCGUGCACUUCAGGUUAAACAUGGACUCCUCCGACCGACUUAACGAAUGGUCGCGCAACUUGAACACGCUGAUGCAACUUGUCAACAAAACAACGCACCUCAUCAACAAAGAGGAGUGCGUCCACAAACAUUUGUUAGCGACUGUCGAAUAGGAUUACGAUCUAUGAAUAAAUAAAUUAGUAUUAUGCCUGGUACUUUUCAACUUUCUAUUGUUGUCCUUUAGGGCCUUAUUAUUUAAAGUGGCACAACGUCGGAACACUUCCACACGUUUGUCUGUGACUGUACCUUUCAAAUGAAUGCUUUAAGAAACACUGCAUAACUAUUCCAUCGUUAUGCCACGUUAAUUAAUAAUGCUCUUAGUGUAAGUUUAUAAGUAAAUGAACUAUAAACGUUAAUCAACGAUGUUAUAAUCUGCGACAGUCAAACAAAUAUGUAUAUCAUCAACAUUUUUUCCGAAAGACUAGUGUGUGUUGUAUUGGUAACAUCUGAGUGUGUUAGGUAUAAAGGCCAAUAAAAAUUUAAACUUAACAACGUGGGACAGAUGUUGGACACGUCGAAACUAAUUUGUACAGAAAAUUAUAAAUAAAUAUGAAUUUACUACCGAUUUUAUUGUCAAGGUACAUAAAUAAAUAAACUCUUAAACAAGUUCUGCCUAAACUAGUAUAAAGUUAGCAGCUUUAUAAAUUAGUAGAUUUACGUUAACGCGAUUUUUACGUUUGUUUACUUAAAAAUUUACACAUACACAAUAGGUACUGAUCGCACUUUCCGGACGCGUUGCAGGUAUGACGUCACAUUUGCGUUACACCGCAUUCAUUACUUGCAUUCAUUAUAAGAUUUUAUUUGCACAGGUCUUUGUUGAAUUAAAGUUUAAUUCGGUUGCGAUCAGCUAAACCUACAACACAUCGCCCUUUUUUAUUUUAUUUUUAUUGUAUUUCAACGAGUAAAGAAAAUAAAUAUAUAAUUAACAUUC
Molecule: messenger RNA, 2314 nt
Organism: Pararge aegeria (speckled wood butterfly)
Lineage: Eukaryota; Metazoa; Arthropoda; Insecta; Lepidoptera; Nymphalidae
Gene: Rpn5
Product: 26S proteasome non-ATPase regulatory subunit 12
Exons: 10
Coding region: 144-1496 (450 amino acids)
Cellular component (GO): nuclear proteasome complex; cytoplasm; proteasome regulatory particle, lid subcomplex
Source: RefSeq, a predicted model, not a curated record